Messenger RNA from Pomacea canaliculata, 3130 nucleotides. Its product is annotated as tctex1 domain-containing protein 1-like. Lineage: Eukaryota; Metazoa; Mollusca; Gastropoda; Architaenioglossa; Ampullariidae. The record is from RefSeq and is a predicted model, not a curated record. Gene Ontology annotation, cellular component: cytoplasmic dynein complex; cytoplasm. Bases 404 to 955 code for a protein of 183 amino acids. The transcript is spliced from 3 exons. Gene Ontology annotation, biological process: microtubule-based movement. Gene Ontology annotation, molecular function: dynein intermediate chain binding.
GCGCGUCCGUCUACUUGCAAGAGAACAAUCCAUGUGUUUGAUCGUGUACUGUCUGGUGCGUCUCAAAGGAACAGAGGAGAAAAUUCAGUUUGAAAUCCUUUUGAGUGACAGGAUCGGCGUCCUUUUUGUGAACCUUGGCUUUAAGUGAGGGAACAUUCCCCCUUCUAUCAAAGGAGCAUUAUCAUUAUUUGACGAGCCUUGUGCAAUCUCGCGUCUUUUCAAUUUUGUCUCUCGGUCAACACUUCCUUAGGCACGAGACACCAACAAUUCCAAGACGACUAUCGCCUCUCGCUCCCUGUGUGUGGUUGCUCUACCAGUAACAAAAUGUUUCGACUCCGCGAACCUGAGUAGACGAACGACAGUCUAGAGGGGAUCCGGUGUCACGGCUACGUCACAGCGCGGCAUGCUGGCCCCCACGGGUCCGGCGGGGCGGCGCCACUCAGUGGCAGACCAGGGAGCAGCUGGAGGAGGAGCAGCAGCAGCUGGCAGCAAUGUCGCGCAUCACAAUGGCGUCAGCCGCUCUGCCAUCAUCAUGACCUCGGCUCAGGGUCGCCGCGUUUCCAUGGCGCCCCCGGCGCCCAGCACAGUCAGCCGUCACGCUCUGUAUGAAAACACCUACAAGACCGAGCCGGAGCGGACAUUCUCUCCUGCGGCUGCCAAGCGCGUCCUGAGGGAGACGAUGGAGAGCAUGCUGGCAGACAAGAAGUACAACACGGAGGAGUGCACGCAGCUGUCCAAGACCCUCGCCGACGUCAUUAAGCAGCGCGUGAAGGAACUGGGUUACGCGCGCUACAAACUUGUAACGAUGGUCGCCAUUGGUCAGCGCAGGGACUCGGGCGUGGCCUUCUCCAGCAGGUGUGUGUGGAACGCGCAGUUCGAUUCCUUCGCGGAGCACACGUACAAGAACAAAUCUCUGUACGCCGUGGGCCUCGUCUACGCUGUGUACGCAGAGUGAUCGCCUCAAAGCUGGACACUCAACCACCCCUUCCCCUCAGAUUUCCUCCUUCCGUCCAUGAAUGAUUGCUUAGUGUUUUAUUUUUCUUUUUUCAAGUAUUUGCACCACCUGCAGAAAAAAGCAAACAAAGUGUAUCGAUAUCCUCAUUUGAUUUUGCUACAUAGGAAGUCGUUCUCAUUCCUCAGUGGGGUAAGCUCCUGUGUCGUUUAUCAAAUCAAAUCAGACUUUAUUGUCUGUCGACGAGACACAAGACAGAAAUUUUGUCGGAUCGAUGUUUGGUGUGCCCCCCCCCCCCCCGUCUCAGUUACCAUUGUUGACAGGGAGGGGUGAAAGAGUAAAGAGAUGGUCUAUUAAUUUUCAGUAAACCUCAUACCACUUAUCUGAUUAGUUUGUUCUGUCGGUAGCCCAGUUCCCUCCAACCCUAUCCACCACACAUUAUCUCCCAUGUUAUCAAACAUACACAUACACACUAGCUACAAAGAACAAUAAAUUUUGGACUGUCAUGUGACUAUUAUAUCUAUACAAUUCAUUUUUUUUUCACACCACACACAUCGGCAAGAUUAAAAUAAUAUGAUAAGAAAUGGUACACAUCGUUGCAAAAUCAGGCACAGAAUAUUCAUACUUGUCAUACUUGGAGAAGGCUAGUACCAAAUAAUUAGUAGCUGCCUCACUCUAAGAACAGUUCAUAUAAAAACACAGUGACAGAAAGACUUGUCACAGAUAUUUGCUGUAGUAGAAAUUCUUACUACAGAUGAACUAUGCUCUCUACCAAUUAAAAUUUUUUCCUCUUUUCCUGUAAAACUGAGGGCCAUUUGGAAACAUCUGUUGUUUUGUUCAAUUAAUAAUCUUACAUGAAGACAUUUAUUACUUGUGUACUGAAUAAUUAAAAAAUAGCCUGUUACUUUUUAAGUCAUGAAAAGUUUUGUUUGAUGAAGUGUGCACACACACACACAUAUAUGCAAACUUGUCAAAGAUUUUAUGAGGGAAAAAAAUUACAGGUCUCCAUAAAGCAUGAUUCUGUACCAAAUAAUGCAGUUCAGGUCUGGUGCUCUGUUAUUAGAGAAACAAUAAUUACAGUUGUGAUCAUGAUUUUAUAUUUGACUCCAAUCUCCACUCACUACUCUUCUACCUGUUGUAAUUCAAUUCAAAGGUCACGCACAAAACUCCUACUUUGCUUACCUUGAAACUCUAGACAUGUAUGCUUCAGUUAAUGAAAGUAAAAUGACAGUUUCUCUAAACAAAUAAUACCUUGUUUCCCGGACUGGUUAUGCCAUGAUAAAAAAUGUGUUAACUUUAUGAAUGCAAAUUGUUUUUUCCAAAUUAUUACAAAGACUCAUGACUGUCAGCAAUGGAGAAAUAGAUUCUUAUUUCUCGCAGCUGAAAUGCUGCCUCGUGUUUUUAUGCAUCUGGUUCCCUCAGCUGCCAGGCUGGGAUGCAGUUUCAAUCUUUCUCUCAGUCACUCGCCCAGCUACCCAAACUCCUCCCCCACACACACAGAUAUAUCAACACUCACUCUCACUGAUUCAAUAUCCUGGCUGAGUAGUCUGUUUUUAUCACCUAAGCUUUUUGCUUCAUAAGAAACUAAUAUUAAACCAUUCACUGGUAGAUUUUCAAAUUACCCUAAACAAUGUUACCAACCUUAACCAGAGAAUGUUAAAAAUUUAACUUGUCCAAAACUCCUCACUAUGUUGACUAUACAAAUAAAACAAACUGAGGGGGAAAAAACCUAACUAAAAGCAAUGUUAAAGUGUGCUGAUAAAAAAUGUUUGUCAGCUACUUGCAGGUCAAGAGCUGUGACAAAUAUAACUGUAAGGGCUAUCCAGAUGGAAUGUUAUACAGCAAAAUGUUACUUAAAAAGAGGCUCCAUUAUACGGACUAUAUGAUAACAUUACAACUUCUAUUUGGGCAAUACAUUCCAGAAACUCAGAGGCAAAAGUGAAACAAUUAAUACUACAUUAAAAUAUUAAAUAUUCACAAGUAUAUAAAUAUUCUGUUAGGUCAUACAAACUUUUUUUGGCAAUCAACAAGCAAGGAGAAAAGCAAUAAUACAUGCAAUAUUUUCAUGACAUUAGACAAAUGUUCCUGAAGAAUACAAAUGAAUAUAGCUAUCUAAGUUUUCAGAAAUAUUCUUACAAGAGCUGCUUUGUAAAGGGGUUGGAAGGUCUCAUAAUUUAA